UCACACGCUUCUUUAGAAAAUUCCUUAUUUUGAUUAUCUACUUCUUCUUCUUCUUUCCCUUUCUGUCUCAUAAUUUGAUAAUACUCUGGGCGAUUGAAUUGAAUUGAAUUGAAUUGAAUUGAUGGAGAACAAUCAGCAAUCCUUCUGGCAAUUCAGCGAUCAGCUCCGUCAUCAGACUAACAAUUUAGCCAACAUCUCUCUCAAUGAUUCUAUAUGGAGUAGUUCAUACGUCUCCAAGAGACCUGAAGAAAGACGCAAUUUCGAGACUUCACUCGGUGGUGCCCAACUUCCCUCUCUCAAUUCCUCCUCCAACAACAACUUCAAUGCGGAUUUCAACGGAUUCAAUGGAGGUUGGAAGAUCGCUGGAUCUACAGAUGUUAAUAAUUUCUUAAACGAUGACUGGAAGUAUACCGCUUCGUCUGGAAUCGGAUCCAUCGGACUUAAUUCAGCUCUUAACGGUGGCUUUAACAAAGGUAUUUACUCGAAGCCGUCUUUCAAUCAAAACUACAACAACAAUAGCAUCAACAACAACAACAACAACGUUAAUCUUAUGGCGAACACUAAGCCGAACAGAAACGGGAAAGGAGAAGAUGAUUAUCCUCCUCCUCACAACGGUGGAAAAAAUGUAAAGAAAAAUAAGAACACGAAUAACAACAAGGAGAAAGAUGAUGGCAAAAGUGCUAUCGAUAAGAGAUUUAAGACACUUCCUCCGUCGGAAGCUCUGCCGAGAAACGAAACCGUCGGUGGAUAUAUAUUCGUCUGCAACAAUGAUACAAUGCAAGAGAAUCUCAAAAGACAACUCUUCGGUUUGCCUCCAAGGUACCGUGAUUCAGUCAGGCAAAUCAUUCCAGGCCUGCCUAUUUUCCUCUACAAUUAUUCUAACCAUCAGCUCCAUGGAAUUUUUGAGGCAGCCAGUUUUGGGGGAUCUAACAUUGACCCAUCUGCCUGGGAAGAUAAGAAAAAUCCCGGCGAGUCUCGUUUCCCAGCUCAGGUGAGGGUUGUGACAAGGAAGAUAUGUGAGCCAUUAGAAGAGGAUUCAUUCAGACCAGUUCUUCAUCACUAUGACGGCCCAAAAUUCCGUCUUGAGCUGAACAUUCCAGAGACAUUGUCUCUGUUGGAUAUAUUUGAAGAGGACAAAUCUUGAAGUUGAAAGAGUUGUGAAAUGGAGGAAAAAGGAAAACCCAGAUACAAUUUAGCAAAAGACUGCACUUUUAUUACUGUAAUGUAAGUAUAUGGUGAUCUUGAAAGGAAGAAGAAGAAGAAUAGCAUCAUCAAUGGCUGUCUGUCUCUUUGUCUGUAUGUCAUAUUAUUGUGAUGGUGUAAAAGUAUAAUGAAUCUUUUUCCCUUUUUUUGUUUUU
Messenger RNA from Impatiens glandulifera, 1358 nucleotides. RefSeq names its product B2 protein-like. Bases 122 to 1144 code for a protein of 340 amino acids. The transcript has 5 exons. The record is from RefSeq and is a predicted model, not a curated record. NCBI's taxonomy places the organism in Eukaryota, Viridiplantae, Streptophyta, Magnoliopsida, Ericales, Balsaminaceae. Gene Ontology annotation, biological process: response to endoplasmic reticulum stress.